Messenger RNA from Phanerochaete carnosa HHB-10118-sp, 1742 nucleotides. RefSeq lists its product as uncharacterized. The record is from RefSeq and is a predicted model, not a curated record. The annotation marks the transcript as partial. Lineage: Eukaryota; Fungi; Basidiomycota; Agaricomycetes; Polyporales; Phanerochaetaceae. The transcript has 7 exons.
AUGACUCUAAUCGAGAUUUGUCUCAAGGCUGCCUGCCCCCGUGUAUUCCUCUUACCGGAUGGUGCUUACACCACCCCUCUUGCACGGUUUCUGCCCUGCUACUCCACGGCAACAUUCGGGUUCGUACUGGCAGAUGGCGAGACAAACGGUUUGGCGAGUGGUCAGGCAGGCGGCUGCAAGAGCGUGUCCAGUGGAGGCCCAACAGAUCAGCCAUGCUACCCUGCGACCCCUCCCGUCCGGAAAGCUCUUUCGGCCUCUAGUCGUGCCUCCAAGAAGUUGGCUCGUCUGUUCCCCCAAAUUCCAGAAGAUUAUCACUGGACACUUGAGGAGUGGCUAGACUUACAUGAAAAGCACAGACAGUCUCUGGCGCAACUUGAGUCUGACGCAGACGGCAGCCUGCACAGCUUUGCAUCCGACGCUGUGUCCACCUCAGAAACCUACACCCCAAAGUUUGAGAAGGCCCCAGAGACGGAGCUUUUGGCUUGGCGCGGGGAAAACAAGGUUUGUAUCCUUGUAGUGGCGCCACAGGCCGCGAUUUCUCAGGCAUUGGCAAGUGCCUUGUAUCAUCGACAUGCUGUGGGGCUCGUGACGCCCGUCUUGGGCCUGGUCGUCGAGCCACACAGUUCGAUGAUCCGACUUGCGGUGGCAUGGCUUGAAGACAAGCCUGAAGUCACCCUUCCCGGCCAUCUGCCUUCCGUUCACAUUGCGUUGGCGGCGCAGGAUGAUUCACAUAGGCCAUCAUCGUUCGGACAGUUCAACCUCGCGGAACUUCACUCCGCACUCCUUUUUGCUCUGUGCAUAUUGGCGCAGAAGGCGAAAUUCGAUGUAGAUAGCGAAUUGCCAUGUUUUAACCAUGGGUCGGCUGUUCCUGACAGGCUCGCGUGGCGAACGGAUACUCUGCGCCUUGUUGAAGAGGAGCCAGCUCCCGACCUCAACGACUUUAUUUCCUCCUGGGCGAGUAGCGUGAACGACAUGGAACUUAGAGGAGAUCAGCUGAGGGAUCAGGUGCCUGCUGCGUCUCUGUCGCAGAAGCGUUAUGGCAGUGAAUAUCCGCAGUCUACUACGUCUCUCCAAAGACAGUCGCGUGAGGAAUCAUUUUUAUGUUCCGAGAUGGCUUCUAAGGUUGGUGACAAAGAUACGCCAGAGCCAACUUGGUUAUGGCUUCAAGAGCGACAUUGUGUUACUGUGACGCUUCCUUCUCUUUGCAUGUACGAGAAGUUGGAAAAGCGGCCCGACCUGGACAUGUUGAGCCCGCAGUGGAAGUUGAUGCUGCCACACGUCCAGUGCUACUAUAAUUAUCUGUCGCUGAAGACCACUGAUUUCGUUCUAGUAAUGCCAGAAGUCAAAGACGAAGCUUUGCAAGGGCUACGAAAAGAGCUGAUAUCGUCUCUGCGCUCCAUAGGGAUCUCCGAUAAUGGUCCACCGAGCAUUGCUCAGAAGCCGCUGUCCAUUUUCCUUCACAAACACUGCUAUAGUAUUCUGUGCGCGGUAUCUGAUGCACAGCUGGUGAAACGGCGCUCUAGAACGUAUCCCAUCUCGGAGAUUGAGUUCAGACAAUGUUGGGAUAGUUUGUUGCGUAUUUGCUUGAACUACGACGAGGGUUCAGUAAUGGCCUUGUACGAGCAGACCAUCGAGCUUCCUCGAAAUGAAGUACUCGACUUCAUGUUUGUCGAACCCUUCGGUACCCCAGCAGCCAUGGCGAACUCUGGGGAUACGGCACCGGCCGUCAGCUCAUUGACGAA